GAGAAAGAGAGAAGAAAAAAAAAAGGGUUGAUGAUAACGAACACAUCACACGGAGGAGAGCAGCAGCACCGCCGGUUGGUUCAGAAUCCGAGAGCUUCUUCUUCUUCUUCUUCUUCAGAAAAGCCCAUGGAGGACAACGGGAACGUCAUCGCGCCGUUCGUUAUGAAGACUUAUCAGAUGGUCAGCGAUCCUAUAACGGACAGGUUAAUCGCUUGGGGGAGGGCUAACAACAGCUUCAUCGUCGUCGAGCCUUUGGAGUUCUCGCAGCGGCUGUUGCCGGCUUAUUUCAAGCAUAAUAACUUCUCGAGCUUCGUCCGGCAGCUCAAUACUUAUGGAUUCAGGAAGGUUGAUCCGGACAGGUGGGAGUUUGCGAACGAGUGGUUCCUGAGGGGGCAGACGCAUUUGUUGAAGAACGUGGUGAGGAAAAAACAUAAUCACAACAGGACGGUGACGUCGACGGCGUAUGGGAAGUCGGAGGAGCUUGACGACGAAGAAAUAGUUACGGAGAUAGCGAGGCUGAGGCAGGAGCAGAGGAGCUUAGAGGAAGAGGUGGAGAACAUGAGCAAGAGAUUGGAGGCGACGGAGAGAAGACCGCAGCAGCUGAUGGCGUUUCUUCACAGAGUCGCUGAGGAUCCCGAGAUUUUGCCACGUAUGAUGCUGGAGAAGGGCCGGAGACUCGCGGAGGGGUUGGGGGACAAGAAGCGUCGGCUGGUGAUAGCGUCCACCUCGUCCACGUCAUCAUCGGGGAUGGGGGCGACGGCUUCCGUGAAGACUGAGGAUGAAGUUGACGGGGCGAUGGGCGUGAUUUCGUCGCCGGAGACGGGUUUUGAGAUGGAGAGCUUUUCUCGGGGGUCGACGUCGCCGGAGGCGUCGACGGCCCAGGGGUGGUGGAGCCAGAACCGGGUUGUGGGUCUGAAUCGGAGUGAUAACGAGCUGUAUGGUAAUUCUACGGGGUUAGCGACGCAGUCGGGUCAUGGAAAUGGGAAUAGUGGUAAUUCCGGGUACGGGUUUGGCCCGUUUGGGUAUAGUGGAAAUAGGAGUGGUAGUGGAGAAGUGGGUUAUUUUGCGGAGCUGGAAGAGAGUCCACCACCGCCUUAUCCAUUCUCACUGUUAGAAGGUGGGUUUUAGUUUUAUUUAGUUUUUGCCUUUUUGGGGUAUUUAAUCUAAAUGUGCUACUGUUUUUUUAAAUGUUCAUCCUGUAAACUAAUAAUAAGAAUUCUUCGUUUUUGCCUGAUAA
Messenger RNA from Rosa rugosa (rugosa rose), 1237 nucleotides. RefSeq names its product heat stress transcription factor C-1. Gene Ontology annotation, cellular component: nucleus. The transcript is spliced from 2 exons. The record is from RefSeq and is a predicted model, not a curated record. Gene Ontology annotation, molecular function: DNA-binding transcription factor activity; RNA polymerase II cis-regulatory region sequence-specific DNA binding. Lineage: Eukaryota; Viridiplantae; Streptophyta; Magnoliopsida; Rosales; Rosaceae. Gene Ontology annotation, biological process: regulation of transcription by RNA polymerase II. Bases 31 to 1128 code for a protein of 365 amino acids.